ACUGUCGCGUUUCCUGCAGUCGGGUCGCAAGCGGCGAGCAGAUAUCCCGGCGGGCCUAGCGCCGCCUCUUUCUUUUUCCGGCCGGCCAUUUUCUGUCGCGGGAGGGCCCUAAGCAGCCAUGGCGCCCAGCCGGAAUGGCAUGAUCUUAAAGCCCCAUUUCCACAAAGACUGGCAACGACGAGUGGCUACGUGGUUUAACCAGCCUGCCAGGAAGAUCCGCAGGAGGAAGGCCCGGCAGGCAAAGGCCCGGCGUAUCGCUCCCCGUCCGGUAUCUGGACCAAUCCGACCCAUUGUGAGAUGUCCCACCGUGCGAUACCACACAAAAGUCCGCGCUGGUCGAGGAUUCAGCUUAGAGGAGCUGAGAAUGGCUGGCAUUCACAAGAAGUUUGCUCGGACAAUCGGUAUUUCGGUGGACCCCAGGCGGCGUAACAAGUCUACGGAAGCCUUGCAAGCCAACGUGCAGCGGCUGAAGGAGUAUCGCUCCAAGCUCAUCCUCUUUCCCCGGAAACCCUCUGCUCCUAAGAAAGGGGACAGUUCAGCAGAAGAGCUCAAAAUGGCCACACAGCUCUCUGGACCAGUUAUGCCCAUCAGGAACGUUUACAAAAAGGAGAAGGCCCGGGUUAUCUCCGAGGAAGAGAAGAACUUCAAAGCCUUUGCCAGCCUGCGCAUGGCCCGGGCAAAUGCCCGGCUCUUUGGCAUCCGGGCUAAGCGAGCUAAGGAAGCAGCCGAACAAGAUGUGGAAAAGAAGAAAUAAACUUUUUGCUCUCUCAAUAAAGGAGGCUAGAAUUGAA
Messenger RNA from Eublepharis macularius, 791 nucleotides. RefSeq names its product ribosomal protein L13 (gene RPL13). The transcript is spliced from 6 exons. Gene Ontology annotation, biological process: translation. Gene Ontology annotation, cellular component: cytosolic large ribosomal subunit; ribosome. Gene Ontology annotation, molecular function: RNA binding; structural constituent of ribosome. NCBI's taxonomy places the organism in Eukaryota, Metazoa, Chordata, Lepidosauria, Squamata, Eublepharidae. Bases 119 to 754 code for a protein of 211 amino acids. The record is from RefSeq and is a predicted model, not a curated record.